Messenger RNA from Cyprinodon tularosa, 2200 nucleotides. Its product is annotated as glutathione hydrolase 5 proenzyme-like. Gene Ontology annotation, cellular component: plasma membrane. The coding region runs from base 99 to 1757 and encodes 552 amino acids. NCBI's taxonomy places the organism in Eukaryota, Metazoa, Chordata, Actinopteri, Cyprinodontiformes, Cyprinodontidae. The record is from RefSeq and is a predicted model, not a curated record. The transcript is spliced from 12 exons. Gene Ontology annotation, biological process: glutathione catabolic process; leukotriene D4 biosynthetic process; inflammatory response. Gene Ontology annotation, molecular function: glutathione gamma-glutamate hydrolase; leukotriene-C(4) hydrolase activity.
GCCCCCGCGGGGCCCGCCCCCUCUGAUCCGACCAGGCGCUCAGUCAUUCGCUCACUCAGAUAAUUUGGAUCAUCAGCCUGGUUACAUUCGGAGCAGAGAUGGCGCGGUCCAAGGCCAGGGUGUACACUUGUUGCGCGCUGCUGCUGCUGCUUGUCUUCGCUGUCAUCGUGGCCAUAGCUGUGGCUGUGAGGCGCAGAUGCCCCAAUGACUCUUUCUCCAAAGCUGCCGUCGCUGCAGACACUAAGACAUGCUCAGAGGUUGGAAGAGACAUGCUGCAGCGCGGCGGCUCGGCGGUAGAUGGCGCCAUUGCUGCGCUUCUGUGCACCAGUAUCAUGAACCCGCAGAGCGCGGGGCUCGGAGGGGGCUCCAUUUUCACAGUGAUGGACAGCUCAGGUAAUGUGAAGAUCAUCAACUCCAGGGAGACUGCCCCAUCCAAGGUGGACCCCCACCUGCUGAAGUCCUGCUCCCAGAGCUUCAACCUGACGUCAGGAAGCAAGUGGAUCGGCGUUCCAGGGGAAAUUCGAGGGUAUAAAUUGGUUCACCGUCGAUACGGAAAACUGCCGUGGGCCGAACUCUUCCAGCCGACCAUCAAGCUGGCCAGAGAAGGAUUUCCUAUUCCUCCAGUUCAGGGCUUGUUUAUCUCAUUCAUUGAUCAAAAACAGACGCCGCCUCUAUGGAAGGCAUUUACAGAUGAAAAAGGAAACCUGCUCAAGACUGGAGACAUCAUUAAAUUUGAGAAACUGGCCGACACUUUGGAGACGAUUGCAAACGUUGGAGCAGAAGCCUUUUACUCUGGAAGGAUAGCAGAGGAUUUGGUCAGAGACGUGCAGGAGGCAGGAGGAGUCCUCACACUGGAGGACUUGGCAUCAUAUAAGGUUAAAGUGACUGAUGCGUGGGUCGUCCCUAUGGGGGACUACCAGAUGUACAUACCCCCUCCCCCCUCAGGAGGAACACUCCUCAGCCUCGUCCUCAACAUCAUGAAAGGGUAUCAUAUGGAUUCAGCUCCUCAGUCUGCUGAUCAAAAGACCAGGUUUUAUCAUCGCUACGUUGAAGCUUUUAAAUUUGCCAAUGGAAUGAAGAAACACAUUGGGGAUCCAAACUUUAUAUCAAAUAAGACAGCAAUGAAAAUGAUAGAAGCUGAUUUUGCAGACCAUAUACGGACUCUGAUCAGCAGCAACAGGACACACGACCCCCAGUAUUACAGCCUGACUCCUUAUCUGGACAGCUUGGGUACCACUCACUUAUCUGUACUGGCUGAAGAUGGAUCGGCCGUCGCUGUCACCAGCACCAUCAACCACAUAUUUGGCUCCAAAGUCUACUCUUCAAGAACUGGAAUCGUUCUAAACAACGAGCUGUCAGACUUUUGUAAAAGGACCGAUGAGAUCUUCCCUGGGGAGCAGCCCCCCUCCUCCAUGGCCCCCACUGUGCUGAAGUCUCGAUCGAAGACGCUGGUGAUUGGAGGGAGUGGUGGGAGUAUGAUCACAACGGGCCUGGCCUCUGCCCUCAUCAACCACCUUUGGUUUGGGAAGAGCCUUAAAGAGGCCAUUGAUGCUCCUGUUGUGUUUGUUGACUCUGAAAAUACACUGAAGUUCGAACCCAAAUUUGAUAAGGAUAUAAUUAAGGAGCUCAAAGCGUUGGGGCACAAUCAGAAAGAAGCGACCCGAUUCUACAAUGUGGUUAAUGUAGUUGAGAAAAAGGAUGGCUGCAUCUGCGCUGUGUCUGACCAGAGGAAGAAGGGAGAAGCAGCUGGUUACUGACACCUCUGCUCGGGAUUUUCCUGAAAUUGAUCCAGAUCUUCUUGCAGCAGAAAGUGUCCAUUGUUGCUCAUCACUGAACGAAACGUGGAAAAACAGGUUUAAUUUACUGAGCUGUCUUGCACUAACAUGUCUGCCUGUUGACACAGACUGUUACAUGCUGAUACCAAGGAGAAAGACUCUUUUUAUCACUGCGGGUUUGUACGCGUUUUUAUUCAAGCCAGUCUUGUACAUUGUUGCCGUUAAAUUUUUUUAAUUUUAAUAUAAAACUAGGACUGAUGAAUACUUACUUACACAACUUGAGUCUGAAUGUUGGCUGCAGUUCAUUCUUUUAGUCAGAAUCUUUUGAAUUAUGUGAAUUUUCAAUAUGAGCCUUUGUUGUAAUUUUAGUAUGAAAUGUAAUUUUUUUUGCAGGGUUAAUGUAUAUAAACAAAGCUUACACACAA